Messenger RNA from Acaulospora colombiana, 1194 nucleotides. Lineage: Eukaryota; Fungi; Glomeromycota; Glomeromycetes; Diversisporales; Acaulosporaceae. The record is from the annotation of a GenBank genome assembly.
AUGGUGCAAGUGCACAAAGUAACGAGGAGAAUGGUAAUUCAGCUGAUGGGAAUUCAUGCAAGGGCUCCGAGACAACAUCCAGCAUGGCUUCAUCAAGUCACAAGCAGAGAUGAAUCUUUUCUCGACCUUUCCAUCGAUAUUGAACAGAAUUCUUCGGUCACAUCUUGCCUGAGACAAUUUUCUGCAAGUGAGAUUUUGUGUCACAAGAAUAAAUUUUUUUGUGAUGUAUGUUGUGGUUUACAAGAGGCCGAAAAAAGAAUGAAAAUCAAAAAAUUGCCAAAUGUACUGGCUCUUCAUUUGAAGCGAUUCAAGUAUCAGGAAAAGCUACAACGAUAUAUAAAAUUGUCAUAUAGGGUUCUCUUUCCGUUUGAGUUAAGACUGUUCAAUACGUGUGACGAUAUCGAAGAUCCAGAUCGUCUAUAUGAGCUCUAUGCUAUAUGUGUUCACAUCGGGAGUGGUCCAUACCAUGGCCAUUACAUAACAUUGGUGAAGAGCAUGGGACAAUGGCUUCUGUUUGAUGAUGAUAACGUUGAGUUUGUAGAUGAACCUGAUACUCAAAAGUAUUUUGGGGAUCUGCCGGGGUCCGGAUCGGGUUAUGUGCUGUUUUACCAAGCAUGUGAUUUAGAUCUUAGUUCCCUUGGUUUAUCGAGCGCUGUAUGGACGAACAAUAAUGCUUCGGGAUCAAGUUCCUCAUCAGCAGAGUUUGAUGCAUCAGCUGAAACCAAUGAUCCACUCGCAUCAGAUUCUGUGGUGCAAAUAAAUGGCACGGAUAAUAACUCCCAGGUUACGAGUAGCAAUGAUGAUUCACGAACUGAUCGUAAACAGUGGCUAUUGGGCAGCGGGAGAAAAAAGGAUCAUAAUAUCCCAGACAGACGAAAGUCUCACGCCGAUGCAGAUACUGUGAGAGAUAACGACGAAAGCCAAAAUUUCAGUCAUGAGAAAGAACGAUCAUGGUUUGGAGUCUCACGUUCCAAUUCUAAGUCUCAUAAGGAAAAGGAUAAGAAAGAGGACAAAGAGGAAAAAAAAUUGACUUCGAAUUUAGAAUCUUUGUUUGAGGAAUCUGAAACUAAUAGCAGCACGAGCAACAAAAAAGAUAAGAAAGCAGAGAAAGAAGGGAAGAAAAAGGAGAAGAAAUUAAAAUCAGAGAAGAAGUUGGAAAAAUUAUCAACAGCUGGCACCAAUGAAACUAUUUAA